UAAUCUAACUUCACCGGGAUGCGAUACCGCAAGGAAAAGAUUCCAGUGGUAUAAAAGGGGAUGUGUUCUGUGCAGACUGCAUUAGUUUCAAUUGCGAACAACCCAUCGUUACGAUACAGUAAUAUUACAACAAGCAACAUGAAAUUCUUCAUAAUUCUUGCUAUCAUUGCCCUGGUGUCUCCUUUAUAUGCUCAAUCCGAAGAAAAAGUAAUUGAGAAAAGAGGUAUAUAUAGUGGCAUUGGUUUGGGUUAUGCAGGCCAUGGAGGAGGUUUAGCGUAUAGCGCACCAAUAAUCACCAAAUCUAUUCAUAUCCCUACUGUUCGACUUGGGUAUGGUGGAUAUGGUGCAUACGGUGGAUAUGGACACUCUGGAGGAUAUGGAUGGUGAAAAAUUUGAAUUGUUCUAAAUUUUAUCCAUUGGUAUUGGUAUCUUUGUAAUAUAUUAUUAUAAUAUUGCAUUAUUGUAAUUGUAAAACUAUUGUAAUUUUAAAACUUUUGUAAUAUUGAAAAGAGUUUUUAAUAUGCAAAAUAAAUUUAAUAUUUUUUAAUAA
Molecule: messenger RNA, 550 nt
Organism: Apis cerana (Asiatic honeybee)
Lineage: Eukaryota; Metazoa; Arthropoda; Insecta; Hymenoptera; Apidae
Product: cuticle protein 64
Source: RefSeq, a predicted model, not a curated record